This is a messenger RNA of Spodoptera littoralis (African cotton leafworm), 1516 nucleotides long. Lineage: Eukaryota; Metazoa; Arthropoda; Insecta; Lepidoptera; Noctuidae. The record is from the annotation of a GenBank genome assembly.
CGCGCUCUCACAAGCCGGUUGUCAGUCCAAACCUGUUUUGCAGUGGCGACACAGCUACAGUGAUACCAAAGUGAGCUCGAGAGGACAGUGCCCUAGUGUUUAGUUUUAUGGACAAUUGAUUUGUGGAAAUGGAAGAUAAGCCUUAUAGUGUUGACAGUUCGGACGAUAUCAAUAUCGAAGAGGAGGAAGAACAUAUUGAGGAAAAUCAUAGCUAUCCACCAGACUUUCCGAUCGAAGCUUUAGUGAAGCUCGAGCGGCCGUCACCCCCUUUGCCGACACCGCCGCACACGCCCACCGACGACACGCCCCCAGCUGUCGUUAUCUCGCGACAUCAACCUUGGACACCACCCGCGCAACCCUAUACCUACCCCCGACCAGCGAUGCAAGCCCCCUACCCCUACGAGAAAGUCCCAGUUCAGAACUAUUCGCACCCAAUGUCGGCCUACGUACAAGCACAAGUCGCGACGCUCCCACCGUCGGCUCCAUACCACGCUAUGCUCGUAAACCAGUGGAUUAGAAACGCUGCCUUUUACCAUCAUUCAUUAAGGUACCCGGGUGUCAUGGCUCAAAGAAUGCCAGGCAGGAACCCCCCACCAAUGCGAGCACCAGGCGUUCCUGGAACGAGGCCGAAGAAACAGUUCAUUUGCAAAUAUUGCAACCGCCAAUUCACCAAGUCAUACAACCUACUGAUUCAUGAGAGGACCCAUACUGAUGAGAGGCCCUACUCUUGUGACAUCUGCGGUAAAGCAUUCCGCCGGCAAGACCACCUCAGAGACCAUAGGUACAUACAUUCGAAAGAGAAGCCAUUCAAGUGCACGGAGUGUGGGAAAGGAUUCUGCCAAUCGAGGACACUAGCGGUCCACAAAAUAUUGCAUAUGGAAGAAUCUCCCCAUAAGUGCCCAGUUUGCAACAAGAGCUUCAACCAAAGAUCUAACUUGAAGACACAUCUGUUAACACACAGUGAUGCAAACAAGCACCAUUUAGAGCAUUUGGAAGGAUGCCAAGAAGUUUCCUCGACAAGUCAGUCAGAGAGCUCUUUGUUGGACCUCUCACACAAACCUUCUCCGCCCCUACCACAACAAAUUCAGCCCCUAAUUUCUCACCAUCAAUCCCCCAUAGAAAGCCCAAAAAGAACUCUAGGGUUUUCGAUAGAAGACAUUAUGAAGCGGUAAUUCUCAUCACUGUAAAUAUUUAUAGUACGCUCUCACCACAAUCCAGUACCUGUUUAAAUUGGCAAGAGGCUUAUAUUCGAGUGUAAAAUGAUUAGUUAAUUUAUUUAUUUACCAAAGAUGUAUCACUGACUGAUUAGGAGAAUUCUUAUCGUUGAUUGUCCGUUUUUCUUUCAUAUCUCGGCUUCGUCUUUCAUUCAUCACCUCACCUUCUAUUUAUUAACCUUAUUUCAUCAUCACCUUCCUAAAGAUUAACGCGCCGCCGAAACUCGGAUCUAUUUUCACUUUUGAAGACUGAAAUUGUUUUUAAUUAUUGUUAUUGUUUAUUUAGAUGUUUAUUUAUUGUG